Messenger RNA from Solea senegalensis (Senegalese sole), 1092 nucleotides. RefSeq names its product fibronectin type III domain containing 5b (gene fndc5b). The coding region runs from base 346 to 993 and encodes 215 amino acids. Lineage: Eukaryota; Metazoa; Chordata; Actinopteri; Pleuronectiformes; Soleidae. The record is from RefSeq and is a predicted model, not a curated record. The transcript has 6 exons. Gene Ontology annotation, molecular function: protein binding.
GUUGGUGUAUUCCGUGACUGUUUACACAGUGAGAGACGCCGCCGCUCGUUCGCCUGAAAGUCCACCAGUGAAGUGAGGACUGUCCUCGAGACUCAAACCCGCACCGAGACGCCAACACACGGCGUCGACCGCCGCCACCAGCUCACCCUCACCCUCCCUCACCUACUCUGCACUGCUGUGGCCGCUGUUGCGCUUCUGCUGCUGCAGCGUCCAAGUUGUCCGGCACAGCGAGAUCAUAUCUGGAGUGGCACCGGCCGGAAUGCUCGCUCUCUCCCCCCCGCUGAAUGGGACGUUAUAGAUGGGCCGCGCAGGAUGUGAAGCCUCGCUAGAAGAAGCAGGAGCAGGAUGGAAAAACCACGCUCGUCUGCGGCGGCGGUGCCACCGCUGCUGCCGCCGCUGCUGCUGCUGCUGCUGGGCUUCCUCUCAGCGUCCUCCGUCAACGCCGACACGCUGCUGUCAGCUCCACUCAAUGUGACCAUCAGAGAGCUUGAGGUCAACUCCGCCGUGGUCACGUGGGAAAUCUUGGAGGGGGAUCCCGUCAUUGGAUUCGCCAUCACGCAGCAGAAGAAGGAUGUGCGCACGCUGAGAUUCAUACAGGAGGUGAACACCACCACGCGCUCCUGCGCCCUGUGGGAUCUGGACGAGGACACCGAGUACAUCGUGCACGUUCAGAGCAUUAGCAUGGGGGGCAGCAGCCCCCCCAGUCAGCCUGUUCUCUUUAGGACGCCCAAAGAGUCAGAGAAGAUGGCAUCCAAGAGUCCAGACGAGGUGACGAUGGAGGAGUUUGGUCACGCCGCCCAACUGAGGGCUGGAGAACUCAUCAUCAUUGUAGUGGUGCUCGUCAUGUGGGCAGGUGUGAUCGCCCUGUUUUGCCGCCAGUACGACAUCAUCAAGGACAACGAGCCCAACAACAACAAGGACAAAGCCAAGAAUUCCUCAGAGUGCAGUACUCCCGAGCACCCACAAGGGGGGCUACUGCGCAGCAACGUCUAAGACCAGCCCUGCAUCCCCUUCUGCAAUAACCAACUCCUCGUACCUCAGGACAGGUGAGGGAGGGACAGGGACAGGGACAGGGACAGGGACAUGGACAUG